Molecule: messenger RNA, 1947 nt
Organism: Nipponia nippon (crested ibis)
Lineage: Eukaryota; Metazoa; Chordata; Aves; Pelecaniformes; Threskiornithidae
Source: RefSeq, a predicted model, not a curated record
AUGAUGUGGCUGUUCGUAACCAUUGCUUAUUUAAUGUACAUCAGUGACAAGUCAGAUGCAAGCCCCAAGGCAUCCAUGGAUGUUGGUGAAAUUGUCUGCUACCAUGGGUACCCCUACGAGGAGCAUGAAGUGGUGAGAGACGACAGCUAUUAUCUCACCAUGCAGAGGAUUCCUCACGGUAGAGACAACCCAGGAAGCAUGAGCACCUCCCAUGAAGCAGAGGCACAGGGCUCCAGCAUGUUCUAUCCCCCUCCAAAGCCCACAGACCUCCUGCAGCAUGGCCUGGUGUUGGAGGGAAGCAACUGCCUUACCAACUUGCCCAACAGCAGCCUGGGCUUCAUCCUCACCGACACUGGCUAUGAUGUCUGGAUCAGAAACAGCCAGGGGAAUAGCUGGUUGCAAAAGCACGAAGACUUUCAUGAAAUGGCCAUGUAUGACCUUCCAGCAACGAUCAACUAUAUUCUGCAGAAAACUGGACAGGAGCAGUUAUACUACGUGGCUUACUCUCAAGGCACCAUCACAGGUUUCAUUGCGUUUUCAUCCAUUCCUGAGCUGGAUCGCAAAAUCAAGAUGUUUUUCGCUUUGGCUUCUAUCACCACAAGCUCAAAUAUGAAGUCACCCUUGGUAAGGGUCUUUGACCUCCCCAAAUGGCUGGUUAAGAGGUUUUACAAACUGCCAGUUGCAAAUACAAUACCACUUAGGCAAAAGGGCUAUGUGGAGGUUGCCUGGGCCACUGUCACUUUUGAAGAGUGGUAUAAUCACCGAGUGUCUCGCACCCAGGCAGCCACACCCAUGAACUCAACAGAUGCCAUCAAGCAGAAUAAGGCUAUAAAUCCUGAGACUUUCAUGAAUGUUAGCCAAAUAAUCUGCCACAGAGGGUACCCCAGCGAGGAGUAUGAAGUCCUGACUCAUGACGGCUACUUUGUCAGCCUGAACAGAAUUCCUCAUGGGAGAGAAAAUCCUGGGAACAAAGGGGCCAAGCCAGUUGUGUUUCUCCAGCACGGGGUAUUUGGAGAAGGCAGCCACUGGGUGGAAAAUCUGGCUAACAACAGCCUUGGCUUCAUACUAGCAGACUCCGGCUAUGACGUCUGGCUGGGAAACAGCCGGGGGACAAGCUGGUCCCGGAGACACCAGCACCUUUCAGCUGACCAGGUUGAAUUCUGGGAUUUCAGCUUCCAUGAAAUGGCAAUGUACGACCUCCCAGCCAUGAUCGACUUUGUUCUGCAGAAGACUGGGCAGAAGCAGAUAUACUACGUUGGCUACUCCCAGGGCUGCACGAUCGCGUUCAUUGCAUUUUCAUCCAUGCCAGAACUGGCUCAAAAAAUCAAAAUGUUUUUUGCCCUGGCUCCAGCAGUGAUAAUCAAGCACGCCAAAAGCCCCAUCAUGAAAAUGUCUUUCCUUCUGGACAGGAAAUUCAAGAUGUUUCAGCUUCUGCUUGGCAGAACGGACGCCUCACUGUGGAUGAGAAAGCUGUGGAGGUUUCUUCCCGAGCUGUGCAGGCACCCACUGCUGCACAAGCCCUGUGCCAACCUCUUCUUUCUGCUGGGCGGCUACAAUGAGAAGAACCUCAAUAUGACACGGCUGGAUGUGUACACAUCCCACUAUCCAGAUGGGACGUCUGUCAAAAACAUGAUACACUGGGCCCAGGUGAUGAAAUCAGGAGAAUUCAAAGCUUUCGACUAUGGCAGCGAAAACCCAGCCAUGUACCACCAGGAGACACCUCCCUCCUACCAGGUGGAGGAAAUGCCCGUGCCCACCGCGGUGUGGUCGGGGGGGCAGGACUGGGCAAUUGACUCGAGGGAUGUCCGCCUGCUGCUGCCCCGCAUCACCCAUCUCAUCACCUACGGCCACAUCCCCGACUGGAACCACUGGGACUUCAUCUGGGGCUUGGAUGCCCCCAGGCGCCUCUACAGCAGCAUUCUGGAGCUGAUGAAGGGGUCCAAGUAG